Messenger RNA from Rana temporaria (common frog), 4256 nucleotides. It is a transcript of the gene SMC1A, whose product is annotated as structural maintenance of chromosomes 1A. Gene Ontology annotation, cellular component: chromosome; cohesin complex; nucleus. The record is from RefSeq and is a predicted model, not a curated record. Gene Ontology annotation, biological process: sister chromatid cohesion. Gene Ontology annotation, molecular function: ATP hydrolysis activity; DNA binding; ATP binding. Lineage: Eukaryota; Metazoa; Chordata; Amphibia; Anura; Ranidae. The transcript is spliced from 25 exons. Bases 91 to 3777 code for a protein of 1228 amino acids.
GUGCUUAGGGCGCAGUGGAAGUGACGUAGGGUGUUGGGGAAUUGGCGGUAUCCGGGCCUGUGUACGGGAAGAGGGUUCUCAGGGGCCGCCAUGGGUUUCCUAAAGUUGAUAGAGAUCGAGAAUUUCAAGUCGUACAAAGGACGGCAGAUCGUAGGACCCUUCCGCCGGUUCACCGCCAUCAUCGGCCCCAAUGGAUCCGGGAAGUCCAAUCUUAUGGACGCCAUCAGCUUUGUGCUGGGGGAGAAGACGAGUAAUCUGAGAGUGAAGACUCUGCGGGAUCUCAUCCAUGGAGCGCCGGUGGGGAAACCUGCCGCUAACCGCGCCUUUGUCAGCAUGGUGUACGAGGAGGACAGCGGGACGGAGAAGGUGUUUUCCCGACACAUCAUCAGCGGAUCUUCUGAAUACAGAAUCAACAGCAAGGUGGUCCAGCUGGCAGACUACAGCGAAGAGCUGGAGAAGUUGGGGAUCCUGAUCAAAGCCAGGAACUUCUUGGUCUUUCAGGGGGCAGUAGAAUCAAUCGCCAUGAAGAAUCCCAAGGAGCGUACGGCUUUGUUCGAAGAGAUCAGCCGGUCGGGAGAACUGGUGUCCGAAUACGAUAAGUGUAAGAAGGAGAUGGUGAAAGCGGAGGAAGACACGCAAUUCAAUUAUCACCGCAAAAAAAACAUCGCCGCCGAGAGGAAGGAGGCCAAACAGGAGAAGGAAGAGGCCGAACGUUAUCAGCGGUUAAAAGACGAGGUGGCCCGAGCCCAGAUCCAGUUACAGCUGUUUAAGCUUUACCACAACGAGUCUGAGAUCGAGAAGCUGAACAAAGAGCUGGGAUCCAAGAACAAGGAGAUUGAGAAAGACAAGAAGCACAUGGACAAGGUGGAGGAGGAACUGAAGGAUAAGAAGAAGGAUCUGGGCAAAAUUAUGAGAGAGCAGCAAUCCAUCGAGAAGGAGAUCAAGGAGAAGGACGCUGAGCUGAAUCAGAAGCGCCCACAAUACAUCAAAGCCAAGGAAAACACUUCUCACAAGAUCAAGAAGCUGGAAGCAGCGAAGAAGUCCCUUCAGAAUGCUCAGAAGCAAUACAAGAAGCGUAAGGGGGAUAUGGAUGAACUGGAGAAGGAGGUGCAAUCUGUGGAGAAGGCCAAGCAGGAAUUUGAGGAGAGGAUGGAGGAGGAGAGUCAGAGCCAAGGCAGAGAUCUUACGCUGGAGGAAAACCAGGUUAAGAAAUAUCACCGCUUAAAAGAAGAAGCCAGCAAGAGGGCCGCCACUCUGGCUCAGGAAUUGGAAAAGUUUAAUCGCGAUCAGAAGGCCGACCAAGAUCGUCUGGAUUUGGAGGAGAGGAAGAAAGUGGAGACUGAAGCGAAAAUCAAACAGAAACUGCGUGAAAUAGAAGAAAACCAAAAGAGAAUCGAAAAAUUGGAGGAAUAUAUCGCUACCAGCAAACAAUCGUUGGAAGAACAGAAGAACCUUGAAGAGAGUUUGACAGAGGAGGUGGAAGGGGCUAAAAGGAGAAUCGACGAAAUCAACAAGGAGUUGAACCAAGUGAUGGAACAGCUGGGAGACGCCAGGAUCGAUCGUCAAGAGAGCAGCCGGCAACAACGCAAAGCCGAAAUCAUGGAGAGCAUCAAGAGGCUGUAUCCGGGUUCUGUGUACGGGCGACUGAUUGACCUCUGCCAGCCCACUCAGAAGAAGUACCAGAUCGCCGUCACCAAGGUGCUCGGGAAAAACAUGGACGCCAUCAUUGUUGAUUCGGAGAAGACGGGCAGAGACUGCAUCCAGUAUAUUAAAGAGCAGCGAGGAGAGCCGGAGACUUUCCUUCCUCUGGAUUACUUGGAGGUAAAACCCACCGAUGAGAAGCUGCGUGAGCUGAAGGGAGCGAAGUUGGUGAUUGACGUGAUCCGCUAUGAGCCGCCGCACAUCAAGAAGGCGCUGCAGUACGCCUGCGGUAACGCUCUGGUUUGUGAUAAUGUAGAAGAUGCUCGCCGGAUAGCCUUUGGGGGACAUCAGAGGCACAAAACGGUUGCUUUGGACGGUACUUUGUUCCAGAAGUCUGGUGUGAUCUCUGGAGGUGCCAGCGACUUGAAAGCCAAAGCCAGGCGAUGGGAUGAAAAAGCGGUGGAUAAACUCAAGGAAAAGAAGGAAAAACUAACAGAAGAGCUUAAGGAGCAAAUGAAAGCAAAGCGCAAGGAGGCGGAGCUAAGACAGGUCCAGUCUCAGGCUCACGGUCUGCAGAUGAGACUUAAAUAUUCACAGAGCGAUCUGGAGCAGACCAAAACCCGACACUUGGCGAUGAAUAUGCAGGAAAAAUCCAAGCUGGAAAGUGAGUUGGCCAACUUCAACCCGCGUAUCAAUGACAUCAAAAGGAUAAUUCAGAGCCGGGACAGGGAGAUGAAGGACUUGAAGGAGAAGAUGAAUGUGGUGGAAGACGAGGUGUUUGAGGAGUUCUGCCUGGAGAUCGGUGUGCGUAACAUCCGAGAGUUUGAGGAAGAGAAGGUGAAGAGGCAGAACGAGAUUGCAAAGAAGAGGUUGGAGUUUGAGAACCAAAAGACCCGUCUGGGUAUCCAGCUGGACUAUGAGAAGAACCAGCUGAAGGAGGACCAAGGGAAGGUGCAGCAGUGGGAGCAAUCUGUGAAGAAAGAUGAAAAUGAAAUCGAGAAGCUUAAAAAGGAGGAGCAAAGGCACAUGAAGAUCAUAGAUGAGACUAUGGCUCAGCUGCAAGAUCUGAAGAACCAGCACCUGGCCAAGAAGUCCGAGGUCAACGACAAGAACCAUCAAAUGGAGGAAAUCCGGAAGAAGCUGGGGGGUGCCAACAAAGAAAUGACACAUCUACAGAAAGAAGUCACUGCGAUCGAGACCAAAUCGGAGCAGAAGAGGAGCGAUCGGCACAAUUUGCUGCAAGCCUGCAAAAUGCAAGAUAUAAAACUCCCUCUGUCUAAGGGCACCAUGGAUGACAUCAGCCAGGAGGAGGGAGAGGAAUCGGUCAGCAGCUCUCAGAAAUCCUCUACGGUGUACGCACGGGAAGCAUUGAUUGAAAUAGACUACAGCGAGCUGUCCGAGGACCUGAAGGAUGCGGUGGCGGACGAUGAUAUCAAGCAGGAGAUGAGCACUUUAACACAGAAGCUGAACGAACAGCAAAGCGUUCUGCAACGUAUCUCCGCCCCCAACAUGAAGGCCAUGGAGAAACUGGAGAGCGUCAGAGACAAAUUCCAGGAGACGUCAGAUGAGUUUGAAGCGGCCCGUAAACGAGCGAAGAAAGCCAAGCAGGCCUUUGAGCAGACGAAGAAGGAAAGGUUUGACAGGUUCAAUGGCUGCUUUGAGUCGGUGGCCACCAACAUUGAUGAGAUCUACAAAGCCUUGUCCAGGAACAGCAGUGCCCAGGCUUUCCUGGGACCGGAGAAUCCGGAGGAACCUUACUUGGAUGGAAUCAACUAUAACUGUGUGGCCCCUGGGAAGAGGUUCCGACCCAUGGACAACUUGUCUGGAGGAGAGAAGACUGUAGCAGCUCUGGCUCUGCUCUUUGCAAUCCACAGUUACAAGCCGUCCCCGUUCUUCGUUCUGGAUGAAAUAGACGCCGCUCUGGACAACACCAACAUCGGAAAGGUGGCCAAUUAUAUUAAAGAGCAGUCGAUGACCAACUUCCAGGCCAUCGUCAUCUCCCUCAAGGAGGAGUUCUACACAAAGGCUGAAAGUUUGGUUGGUGUUUACCCCGAGCAAGGUGACUGUGUGAUCAGCAAAGUACUGACCUUUGACCUUACCAGUUACCCGGAUGCCAACCCCAACCCCAACGACUAAUGGAGGAUUUCACACCUUGGGACUUUUAUAAAGACUUUUUAGCUUUGUGGCCCCCGCAACUUUCCUGAUUGGAGGAUUUUCCUUUUUUUUCUUUUUCGUCUUUUAACUUAUCACAAAAAGCGAUCCGAAAUUUCUGUCCCCUCCCCCCAGGAUUAUGUACACGGGCUCAUGAGGGCCAAUCAUGAAGGCCACAAAGCGGCCCAAAAGACUUUACCCCCCCCCCUGCCCCCCCCCCCCCCAUAUGGCUUCCCAGUUUUAAUCAUUGUUAUGGUGUUAAUUAUCACAUUCCCAUCCCCCCCCAGAACAGUAAUAUUAUGUUUAGUGCUUCUCAACCCAACCCCCCGUCAGCUUAUUUUGUAGGUAAUGGCUGCGUCUUUUAUCGCGUCUGCUGAAGUAAGCGCUUCUUUUAUUACUUUAGUGUUUUUUGCGACUGUGGAGAUGACCGAUUGUUUUGCAAUAAAGAGAGUCUGACUUUUAAA